Messenger RNA from Pyrgilauda ruficollis (rufous-necked snowfinch), 3074 nucleotides. RefSeq names its product protein geranylgeranyltransferase type I subunit beta (gene PGGT1B). The record is from RefSeq and is a predicted model, not a curated record. Gene Ontology annotation, cellular component: CAAX-protein geranylgeranyltransferase complex. Gene Ontology annotation, biological process: protein geranylgeranylation. Gene Ontology annotation, molecular function: CAAX-protein geranylgeranyltransferase activity. Lineage: Eukaryota; Metazoa; Chordata; Aves; Passeriformes; Passeridae.
AUGGAGAUGGCGGCGGCGCCGUGCCCGGGGGAGCCGGAGCGGCUGGACUUCCUGCGGGAGCGGCACGUGCGCUUCUUCCAGCGGUGCCUCCAGAUCCUGCCCGAGCGCUACUCGUCCCUGGAGACCAGCAGGUUGACAAUUGCAUUUUUCGCACUCUCUGGUCUGGAUAUGUUGGAUUCCUUAGAUGUGGUGAACAAAGAUGAUAUAAUAGAAUGGAUUUAUUCCCUGCAGGUCCUUCCCACAGAAGACAGAUCAAAUAUGAAUCGCUGUGGAUUCAGAGGUUCUUCAUAUUUAGGGAUGCCAUUCAAUCCCUCCAAGGGUCCAGGUAUAUCUCAUCCAUAUGAUAGUGGGCACAUAGCAAUGACUUACACAGGACUAUCAUGUCUAGUUAUUCUUGGAGAUGAUUUAAGUCGAGUAAAUAAAGAUGCCAUACUGGCAGGACUGAGAGCUCUCCAGCUGGAGGAUGGAAGUUUCUGUGCAGUGCUGGAAGGAAGUGAGAAUGAUAUGAGGUUUGUGUACUGUGCUUCCUGUAUCUGCUACAUGCUCGAUAACUGGUCAGGCAUGGAUAUGAAGAAAGCAAUAGACUACAUUAGAAGAAGUAUGUCUUAUGAUAAUGGCCUGGCACAGGGAGCUGGACUGGAAUCUCAUGGGGGCUCUACAUUUUGUGGUAUUGCAUCACUGUGUUUGAUGGGCAAACUGGAGGAAGUUUUUUCAGAAAAAGAGCUGAACAGAAUAAGAAGAUGGUGUAUAAUGAGGCAACAGAAUGGAUACCAUGGACGACCCAACAAACCUGUAGACACUUGCUAUUCCUUUUGGGUGGGAGCAACACUGAAGCUCUUGAACAUAUUCCAAUAUACAAAUUUUGAGAAAAACCGAAAUUACAUCCUGUCAACUCAAGAUCGCCUUGUUGGUGGAUUCGCCAAGUGGCCAGACAGCCAUCCAGAUGCUUUACAUGCCUACUUUGGGAUCUGUGGUUUGUCAUUAAUUGGAGAAUCUGGUAUUUGCAAAGUUCAUCCCGCCCUAAAUGUAAGCACAAGAGCAUCAGAGCGUCUUCACCACCUUCAUCAGAUCUGGAAAACGGACUUUAAACAGCGCUCAGACAACACACACCUCUCUACAUGACUGAUUUAGACUUGAAUUUAGUUCUGGUAGCAUAACUGUAGCCCAGGGUUAAAAGCCAUGUAUAACCAAUGUGCUCUUUUAAGUGCUGGAGUCAUACAAUCAGAUCUGUGUUGCUGGCAUCACUUUGAUAGGGAGUUGCCUUCAGCAGGUUAUUCUGCAUUGUGAAAUGGGGAAUAUUUUGAUUAUAUAGAAAUUUGUCACCGCAGACUGUAAAUGGCUUUUCAGAUGGCUUUACUUCUAAGAAAUCCCUUGAGGCAUUUAAACUUCAUUUUAAUUUUAUUUUUUUAAAUUUGUGCAUACUGUGUCAAAAUAUAUAAUGGGGAAGUAUUUUCAAAAUUGUUUACAUAUCAUACAGUAUAGCACAGAACGUUGAAGUUCUUUAUAAUCUUACUGUUUGACAUAUUUUUGGGUAGAGAAUCUCUCACAUUAAGUCUCAGUUAAAAAUUACCUAUUAUCAUCAACUUUCAGAUUCCAUAAACUUUGUUUUUCAUAAACAAAUUAAUUAAAUACAAAUAAAAUUAUUUUAUUCAAUAUACUGGACUUUUAAGGUUGUGUGGCCUUACUAAAUGGAUCUCAUAAUUCUUCUGAAUAGGUUUUACACAGAUGCAGUGGAUUGUUAGCCAGACAAAGAGUUUUCAUCUGAAGUAGUUUCUUCAUGUGAAGUUCACUAAGAGUGUGGCAUAUUGAUGUGCAUCAGUAAGAGAUUUUCAGCCCAGUCUUUUGGAAGCAUACCUGUAUGCAAGAGUAGCAUUAGAACCUGCUUCCAAAGACAAACCUUUGCAAUACAUUGAAGUUGUUCAAAUUAGAGUAAUGAUGAACAUUCUCAGCUUCUUUAGUGCUUUACUAGUGCCUUACUUUGUAUGCUUGAAGUGCUGUUCACAGUUGAAGCAAGUAAUUUUGCAGCUGGUGUGUUUGUGGCAGGUCAGUUUGUGCAUUCAGUAGACACCACAAUGUCUUUCUACUUGCCAGUCAUUAACAGCACUUUUUUUUUCUAAAGGUUCCAAAGACAACUGAAGACUUCCUAAAACAGGUUAGGUGCACCAUUUGCCACUGCUGAGCCCAAAGAAACAGGAUGUAGAUCUUUUUGGUCAGCAAAAAGAGCUUUGGGGAUAAACAUGAUUCCUGUUUUGCAAUGCAGGGCAAGUGAGAAGGGUCGUGUAGCUUGUACCCCUAGCACACAUGUCAGAGAGGUCCAAUAGGUAUCUUUAGGCUACGAGAACAAUCCCAUUGCCCAAACCUGUAGCAGCCUUCCUACCUAUAUAGAUAGGUUUUAUUUCUAUAGCAGAUUAAUUUUCAUGGCAGCUUUGGGAGCAUGACUAGUGAUGGUAAUCUCCUUGGAAAAGCAGAGGAGGAACAGGGUGGGGUGUGUGUGAUCUAGACACGUCCCAGUAGACACUUUACUUGGAGGAGGAGAGACUCAGUAGUUGUAAAAACUGGAAAGUCCAGAGGGGUGGAACCAAGAGAACUGUGAGGUUAGUACUGGAGAGGGGGAAUAAGGUGCUUGAGUGGGACUGUUGCAGAGUAAGAGAAAUGAAAACUGAGAGAUACUGAGGCUGGAGGCAAGAGAGAAGAAUGUGGAGCAGUAAUGGAACCAAACUGGUGGAAAUUAUUUGAGUUGCUUAGGGUAAGAUUAGGGAGCGAAAGAAAGGUACUGACUCGAGGAACAUGAAGGAGUUAAGGGGAACAGAUAGAGUUUGGGAAUUGGUUUUAUUGCCCACAAGCCAAGAUGACCAGAAGUCCAGCCACAAGUAAAAAGAAUUGCAAGAUACCUAAAAGAGAAGAUCUCCCAGACAGGGGGCUCACUACAGCAGUUUCUGUGGGAAUCACAUUUUCCUGGAUAGGUUUAAUGGGAUAUUGGACAGCAAAGGCUAAAGUAGUUUCCCUGAGCAGAAGUCUCUAAGGUCAUGGGGGUCUACCUAGAUGAAAACCCAUUUAAAACCAAACAACAAAAA